Didymodactylos carnosus is the source of this 846-nucleotide messenger RNA. NCBI's taxonomy places the organism in Eukaryota, Metazoa, Rotifera, Eurotatoria, Philodinida, Philodinidae. The record is from the annotation of a GenBank genome assembly.
AUGUCCUCGAAAUUCAAAAUUGCACUAAUCCAAUUAUUGGUUUCAUCGUCAAAGGCGAAAAAUAUUAGUCACGCGUGUGAAUUAAUCAGUAAAGCAGCUUCAACAGGUGCCAAGUUAGUUGUAUUACCAGAAUGCUUUAAUUCACCAUAUGGUGUCAAAUAUUUUCCUGAAUACGCCGAGACAAUACCAGGUGAAACAACAAAUGCAUUAAAAAAUUGUGCUAAACAAAAUCAAAUAUUUCUUGUUGGUGGCUCAAUACCAGAACGUGAUGAAUCCGGAAAAUUGUUUAACACAUCAACUAUUUACAAUCCACAUGGUGAAUUGAUCGGAAUAUUUCGCAAAAUGCAUUUAUUCGAUAUUGAUAUUCCUGGGAAAAUAACAUUUAAAGAAAGUGAUGCAUUAGCUCCGGGAAAUCAAUUAACGACAUUUGAUAUUUCGGAUGAUUUUCGCGUGGGACUAGCCAUAUGUUAUGAUGUUAGAUUUCCAUUAUUAGCCUCACUGUAUUCAAAACGUGGCUGUCAUUUAUUAUUAUAUCCAGGAGCGUUUAAUAUGACUACAGGACCAGCACACUGGGAACUUCUACUUAGAAGCCGUGCAUUAGAUAAUCAAAUGUAUGUAGCAGGCGUUAGUCCAGCGCAUGAUGAAAAUGCUGAUUAUAAAGCUUGGGGACAUACAACUUUAGUUGACACUUGGGGUACUAUCAUUGGAAAGUGUGAAAUGAAUGAAGAGAUUGUUUAUGGUGAAAUUGAUUUAGAACAUUUGAAAACAGUACGAAAACAAUUACCUUAUCUAUCGCAACAGCGACAUGAUGUUUACACUUUAGAGGAAAAAAAAUUAGAAAAAUAA